Molecule: messenger RNA, 1200 nt
Organism: Quercus lobata
Lineage: Eukaryota; Viridiplantae; Streptophyta; Magnoliopsida; Fagales; Fagaceae
Exons: 1
Coding region: 1-1200 (399 amino acids)
Source: RefSeq, a predicted model, not a curated record
AUGAGUAAGGCCCUGGACCGCAUCUCUCAGUCACCCUUCACGCGUAGGAUAGAGGGGGUUGAGCUUCCUCGGUGGUUCCACCAGCCCACUUUUGCCAUAUAUAAUGGUCAAACAGACCCCGUAGAGCACGUAAGCCAGUUUAACCAGAGGAUGGCCGUCCAUUCCAGGGACGAGGCAUUGAUGUGCAAAGUAUUUCCGUCUAAUUUGGGACCCAUGGCGAUGAGAUGGUUUGACAGCCUCAAGCCAAACUCCAUAAAUUCUUUUAAGCAGCUAACACAGGCUUUCAGUUCUCGCUUCAUAACGAGCAGCAGGGUUCCUCAACCCUUAGAUUCCCUCCUAUCCUUGUCUAUGCGAGAAGGAGAGAUCUUGAAGGCCUACUCGAACAGGUACUGGGAGAUGUAUAACAAGAUAAAGGGAAAUUACGAUGACGUCACCAUCAGUACAUUUAAGAGAGGCCUGCCGACAGAGCACGGUUUAAGAAAGUCUCUGACUGGGAAACCGGUCACCAGCGUGCGCCAACUUAUGGACCGAAUUGACAAGUACAAGAGAGUCAAAGAGGACCAACAGAUAGGAAAGGGCAAAGCGAAGGUUGUCCCUCAGGAGAGGAGGGACUUCAGGUCGGACCGCUUUAACAACAGUAACUGGCCGAGAAGGGAUUACACGGAGCAGUCUAGAUCCACCGGGGCACAGGCAGUCCAUACUGUGUUCCAAGAACCAUUACUUAAGAUCCUAGAGAAAGUUAAGAGUGAACCAUUCUUUCAAUGGCCAAGUAGGAUGGCAGGCGACCCUGCGAAAUGUAACCAGAACCUAUAUUGCGAAUAUCUCCAAGAAUCGGGCCACACCACCAAUGACUGCAGAAAUCUGAGAAACCACUUGGACCGGCUCGUCCGAGAGGGAAAGUUGAGACACCUCUUACAUCAUCCUAUUGGACGGCAGGAGCAGACGAGCAUCGAGGCAAGGCAAAGCACAUUGAGACCGCCCAUUGGCACGAUAAAUGUCAUUCUCGCCACUCUAGAAAGAACCGGCUCCCAUUCUUCUAGAGUGAUGUCGGUGGCCCGACUCCUCGUUGAAGCUGACGACCGGGAGUCUAAGAGGGCUAAAGGGAUGGCCACACCCAUGCUCGGAUUCUCGGAUGAGGAUAAAAUUGGAACCAUCCAGCCCAACGACAAUGCUCUAGUCAUCACACUCAGGAUUGGGUGA